AUGGCUUCUUACCUGCCUAUCGACAGCUAUCGACCCCUUCGGCGUCGGACUCGGACGUUCCUCGCCCAAGCGUGUGCUAAGCUCCGAGUCCAGCCGAGUGGCCGUUGUACCUUUCCUCCUGAGAUCAGCUACUUAUCUGCUCUAGCCAUCCGCCAUGCGCUUGCACCCCCGCGGAAAUCUUUCACUCACGCAGAACGGGCUGUUGCUUUCGAAGCACUCUUCGGCAGAGCCCCGCCAUUAACUAGAACUCCUCACUCUUCUCUCCCCCACAUCGUUGAACUUGCAGCCUUCGAGCCCGCAAGCCGUUGUUCAGAAGCCGGCUUGUUUUAG
Puccinia triticina is the source of this 330-nucleotide messenger RNA. RefSeq lists its product as uncharacterized. The coding region runs from base 1 to 330 and encodes 109 amino acids. The record is from RefSeq and is a predicted model, not a curated record. NCBI's taxonomy places the organism in Eukaryota, Fungi, Basidiomycota, Pucciniomycetes, Pucciniales, Pucciniaceae. The transcript has 2 exons.